AAAGUGUCCGGACUGGAAAGGGGGGAAAGUGUCCGGACUGGAAGGGGGGGGGAGUGUCUGGACUGGAAGGGGGGGAAAGUGUCCGGACUGGAAGGGGCGGGGAAAGUGUCCGGACUGGAAGGGGGUAAAAGUGUCCGGACUGGAAGGGGGGGAAAGUGUCCGGACUGGAAGGGGGGGGAAAGUGUCUGGACUGGAAGGGGGGGAAAGUGUCCGGACUGGAAGGGGGUGAAAGUGUCCGGACUGGAAGGGGGGGAAAGUGUCCGGACUGGAAGGGGGUGAAAGUGUCCGGACUGGAAGUAGGGAAACUGCCCGGACUAGAAGGGGGGGGGGGAAGUGUCCAGACUGGAAGGGGGGGGAAAGUGUCCAGACUGGAAGGGGGGGAAAGUGCCCAGACUUGAAGGGGGGGGGAAGUGUCCAGACUGGAAGGGUGGGAAAGUGUCCGGACUGGAAGAGGGGGAAAGUGUCCGGACUGGAAGAGGGGGAAAGUGUCCAGACUGGAAGGGGGUAAAAGUGUCCGGACUAGAAGGGGGGGAAAGUGUCCGGACUUGAAAGGGGCAGAGGGUGUUCCUGGAGUCGAGGCGGAGAACAGAG
Staurois parvus is the source of this 591-nucleotide messenger RNA. NCBI's taxonomy places the organism in Eukaryota, Metazoa, Chordata, Amphibia, Anura, Ranidae. The record is from the annotation of a GenBank genome assembly.